Messenger RNA from Penicillium paradoxum, 7536 nucleotides. RefSeq names its product U4/U6-U5 snRNP complex subunit PRP8 (gene prp8). The transcript is spliced from 2 exons. Gene Ontology annotation, biological process: spliceosomal tri-snRNP complex assembly; mRNA splicing, via spliceosome; intein-mediated protein splicing. Bases 1 to 7536 code for a protein of 2511 amino acids. Gene Ontology annotation, molecular function: U2 snRNA binding; U5 snRNA binding; protein binding. Gene Ontology annotation, cellular component: U5 snRNP; catalytic step 2 spliceosome. The record is from RefSeq and is a predicted model, not a curated record. Lineage: Eukaryota; Fungi; Ascomycota; Eurotiomycetes; Eurotiales; Aspergillaceae.
AUGGCAUCAUUGCCUCCUCCCCCUCCUCCCCCUCCAGGAUGGGGCGCAGCUCCUCCUUCGAUGCCGCUGGCGCCGCCGCCGCCAGGUUACCAGCCGCCGGCCGACCCAAAUGUCGCAAAAUUUGCGCAAAAGAAGAAUGAAUGGUUGCGCACGCAACGCAAUCGAUUUGGAGAGAAGCGCAAAGCAGGAUUCGUCGAGACACAAAAGGCCGAUAUGCCUCCAGAGCACCUACGAAAGAUCGUGCGAGACAUCGGCGAUGUCUCCCAGAAGAAAUUCACCAACGAGAAGCGGAGCUACCUCGGCGCGCUCAAGUUCAUGCCCCAUGCUGUCCUCAAGCUAUUGGAAAACAUGCCAAUGCCUUGGGAGUCCGCAAGAGAAGUUAAGGUGCUUUAUCACGUCAAUGGCUGCCUGACUUUAGUGAAUGAAACGCCGCGUGUCAUCGAGCCCGUCUUCCACGCCCAAUGGGCAACGAUGUGGAUGUCCAUGCGUCGAGAGAAGACGCAUGCGUUUCCCCCAUUCGACGACGAGGAGCCGCCUCUCUCGUGGUCGGAAAACAUUGAAGAUGUCGAGCCGUUGGAGCCCAUUCAAAUGGAAUUGGAUGAUAUCGAAGAUUCGGCAGUCUAUGACUGGUUCUACGAUCACCGCCCCCUUCUUGAUACUCCCCAUGUCAAUGGACCAAGCUAUAAGAAUUGGAACUUGUCUCUACCCCAGAUGGCUACUCUUCACCGUCUCAGCCACCAAAUUUUGAGUGACGUCGUUGACCAAAAUUACUAUCACAUGUUCGACUUGAACAGCUUCUUCACAGCCAAGGCACUCAACGUUGCCAUUCCUGGUGGCCCUCGUUUUGAACCUUUGUACAAAGAUAUCGACCCCAAUGACGAAGACUUCAGCGAGUUCAAUGCCAUCGACCGUAUCAUUUUCCGUGCCCCAAUUCGAACCGAGUACCGGGUCACUUUCCCUUUCCUGUACAAUACCCUCCCCCGAAGCGUCAAGGUUGCCUGGUACUCUCACCCCCAGACCGUCUAUGUUCGGCAUGAGGACCCCAACCUACCCGCUUUCCAUUUCGACCCUACCAUCAACCCAAUCACCCCCCGCGCCGUCGUGUCAAAAAAUAACACCAUCAGUCACGAAGAUGAGAUCUUUGGACCUGGAAAUAAUGAAGACGACGAAUUCGAGCUUCCAGGUGAAUUCGAACCCUUCUUUGAGAACGAGGAGCUCUACACAGCCGAUACCGCUUCCGCCAUUGCCUUGUGGUGGGCCCCUCACCCAUUCGAUAAGAGAUCUGGCAAGAUGGUUCGUGCACAGGAUGUGCCGCUAGUCAAGCAGUGGUAUUUGGAGCAUUGUCCACAGGGUCAGCCCGUCAAAGUCCGAGUUUCCUAUCAGAAAAUGCUGAAGACCUAUGUGCUUAACGAAUUGCACAAGAGUACACCCAAGGCUCAGAGCAAACAGAACCUCAUGAAAACUCUCAAAUCGACAAAAUUCUUCCAGCAAACUUCCAUUGACUGGGUUGAGGCUGGUUUGCAAGUUUGUCGCCAGGGCUUCAACAUGCUUAAUUUGCUGAUUCACCGCAAGAACUUGACUUAUCUCCAUCUUGAUUAUAACUUCAACCUGAAACCUGUCAAGACACUGACCACUAAGGAGCGUAAAAAGUCUCGUUUCGGAAAUGCAUUCCACUUGAUGCGUGAAAUUCUUCGUUUGACUAAGCUCAUUGUUGAUGCCCAGGUGCAAUACCGUCUGGGCAACAUUGAUGCUUUCCAACUCGCCGAUGGUAUUCUUUAUGCUUUUAAUCACGUUGGUCAACUUACCGGCAUGUAUCGGUACAAGUAUAAGCUUAUGCACCAGAUUCGUUCCUGCAAAGAUCUAAAGCACUUGAUUUACUACCGGUUCAACUCCGGUCCCGUUGGUAAGGGACCCGGUUGUGGUUUCUGGGCUCCCGCUUGGCGAGUCUGGCUAUUCUUCAUGCGUGGUAUCAUUCCCUUGCUUGAACGUUGGCUUGGAAACUUGCUCUCUCGUCAAUUUGAGGGCCGUCACAGCAAGGGCGUGGCCAAGACGGUCACUAAGCAACGUGUGGAAUCUCACUUCGAUCUCGAGUUGCGUGCGUCUGUCAUGGCUGAUCUGAUGGACAUGAUGCCUGAGGGUAUCAAGCAGAACAAGGUCAACGUAGUCUUGCAACAUUUGUCAGAGGCCUGGAGAUGCUGGAAGAGUAACAUCCCCUGGAAGGUUCCCGGGCUGCCUGCACCAAUUGAGAACAUCAUUCUUCGUUACGUCAAGAGCAAGGCCGACUGGUGGAUCUCUGUCGCCCAUUACAACCGGGAGAGAAUUCGUCGCGGUGCCACAGUUGACAAGACUGUUGCAAAGAAGAAUCUUGGUCGACUCACGCGUCUCUGGCUCAAGUCCGAGCAAGAACGCCAACACAAUUAUCUGAAGGAUGGACCUUAUGUUUCGUCCGAGGAAGCUGUUGCAAUCUACACCACUAUGGUUCAUUGGUUGGAGUCUCGCAAGUUCUCUCCAAUUCCCUUCCCUAGUGUGUCCUAUAAGCACGAUACGAAGAUUUUGAUUCUUGCGCUCGAGCGGCUGCGCGAGUCCUACUCUGUCAAGGGACGAUUGAACCAAACUCAGCGAGAGGAAUUGGCUCUCAUAGAACAGGCCUACGAUUCUCCUGGCACAACAUUGGCAAGAAUCAAGCGAUUCCUCCUCACACAGAGAGCUUUCAAGGAAGUGAAGAUUGACAUGAACGAUAACUAUAACAACAUCAACCCCGUGUAUGAUAUUGAACCCAUCGAGAAGAUCACCGAUGCUUACUUGGAUCAAUACCUCUGGUACCAAGCGGAGCAGCGCCAUCUUUUCCCCGCUUGGAUCAAGCCCUCCGACUCUGAAGUUCCUCCUUUGCUCACCUACAAGUGGACCCAGGGCAUUAACAACCUGUCCAAUGUCUGGGAGACUGCCGAGGGCGAGACAAACGUGAUGAUCGAGACCGAACUAUCCAAGGUCUAUGAGAAGAUUGAUCUCACUUUGCUGAACCGACUGCUUCGUUUGAUCAUGGAUCAUAAUCUGGCUGAUUACAUCACCUCGAAAAACAACGUUCAGCUCAGCUACAAGGACAUGAAUCACACUAACAGCUAUGGAAUGAUUCGCGGUCUCCAGUUCUCGGGCUUCGUGUUCCAGUUCUACGGAUUGAUGAUCGACCUGUUGCUCCUUGGUCUGCAGAGAGCUAGUGAAAUGGCCGGUCCUCCCGGAAGCCCCAACGAUUUCUUGCAGUUCAGAGACCGUGCCACUGAGACAAGACACCCUAUUCGUCUUUACACCCGUUACGUUGACAAGAUCUGGGUAUUCUUCCGAUUCCAGGCCGAUGAUUCUCGUGAUUUGAUUCAACGGUUCUUGACCGAGAAUCCUGAUCCUAACUUCGAGAAUGUUAUUGGCUACAAAAAUAAGAAGUGCUGGCCUCGCGACUGUCGUAUGCGCUUGAUGCGUCACGAUGUCAACCUUGGUCGUGCCGUCUUCUGGGAUAUGAAGAACCGCCUUCCAAGAUCCAUCACGACUAUUGAUUGGGAUGACACAUUCGCUAGCGUGUACAGCAAGGACAACCCCAACUUGCUGUUCUCAAUGAAUGGAUUUGAAGUUCGCAUCCUUCCCAAGAUGCGGAAUAUGAACGAGGAGUUUUCUGUCAAGGACAGUGUCUGGUCUCUGGUUGACAACUCUACCAAAGAACGUACGGCUCAUGCCUUCCUUCAAGUCACCGAAGAGGAUGUUCAAAAGUUCAACAACCGUAUCCGUCAAAUUCUUAUGUCCUCUGGUUCCACCACCUUCACCAAGAUUGCAAACAAGUGGAACACUGCCCUGAUCGCACUUUUCACUUACUACCGUGAGGCUGCCGUCUCCACCGUCAAUCUCCUUGAUACCAUCGUGAAGUGUGAAACGAAGAUCCAAACUCGAGUCAAGAUUGGCCUCAACUCCAAGAUGCCAUCUCGCUUCCCUCCUGCUGUUUUCUACACGCCCAAGGAGCUUGGAGGUCUUGGUAUGAUCUCAGGAUCUCACAUCCUUAUCCCUACCAGUGAUAAGCGCUGGUCCAAGCAGACUGACACUGGCAUCACUCACUUCCGAGCGGGUAUGUCUCAUGAUGAAGAAACCUUGAUUCCAAAUAUCUUCCGCUACAUUAUUCCCUGGGAGGCCGAGUUCAUUGAUUCUCAGCGUGUUUGGAUGGAAUAUUCGCAGAAGCGCAUGGAAGCUCAGCAGCAGAACCGCCGCUUGACGUUGGAGGAUCUGGAAGACAGCUGGGACCGUGGUCUGCCUCGUAUCAAUACACUCUUCCAGAAGGAUCGCAGCACCCUCAGCUUCGACAAGGGUUUCCGACUUCGUGCUGAGUUCAAACAGUAUCAGCUGAUGAAGAGCAAUCCAUUCUGGUGGACAAGUCAGCGACACGACGGUAAACUCUGGAACCUCAACGCCUACCGUACUGAUGUCAUCCAAGCUUUGGGUGGUGUCGAAACAAUUCUUGAACAUACCUUGUUCAAGGCAACUGCUUUCCCGUCUUGGGAAGGUCUCUUCUGGGAGAAAGCUUGUCUCGCCAAGGGAACCCGACUUUUGCGAUACGACGGCACCGAGAUCAAUGUCGAGGACGUGCGCGAAGGUGACCAACUUCUUGGCCCCGACGGAGAGCCUCGCCGUGCGUUCAACAUCGUCAGUGGUAGUGAGCGCUUGUACCGCAUCAAGAUCGGUGGCGAAAAGGAAGACCUUGUGGUGACACCAAAUCAUAUCUUGGUACUCCAUCGGGAGGAGACUGCCGCCUCCGAUCGAGCCAACAAGGUGUUCAAGCAAGCCGUCGAAAUGACUGCUGCUGAGUUUGCUGCCCUCUCCCCCGAGGACAGAGGCUUGUACCGUGCCUUCGGUUCUCCUGGACUUGAGAAAGGUGAUGAACGCUUGGUUCCUCAAACACAUAUUUUCGAGAUCGAAGAUAUUAGCCUCGAACUUGAGGAGACAGAGUGGGCUGGUUUCCGUGUCGACAAGGAUCAACUUUACCUGCGUUAUGAUCACCUUGUAUUGCACAACAGUGGUUUCGAAGAGAGUAUGAAGUUCAAGAAGCUCACUAAUGCUCAGCGGUCCGGUUUGAACCAAAUUCCCAACCGUCGAUUCACUCUUUGGUGGUCACCAACCAUUAAUCGUGCCAACGUCUAUGUUGGUUUCCAGGUGCAGCUUGAUCUGACUGGUAUCUUCUUGCACGGCAAGAUUCCUACCCUCAAAAUCUCGCUCAUUCAAAUCUUCCGUGCCCAUUUGUGGCAAAAGAUUCACGAAUCUGUGGUCAUGGAUUUGUGUCAAGUCUUGGACCAGGAACUGGAGCAGCUUGGCAUCGAGGCUGUUCAAAAGGAGACUAUUCACCCGCGUAAAUCUUACAAGAUGAACAGCUCUUGUGCGGAUAUUCUCCUUUUCGCAACCAACAAAUGGAAUGUCACCCGGCCUUCGCUUGUGUUCGAUACCAAGGACGUCUACGAGCCGACUACAACAAACAAGUUCUGGAUCGACGUUCAGCUUAGGUAUGGUGAUUAUGAUUCUCACGAUAUUGAGCGCUACGUUCGUGCCAAGUACCUUGACUACACCACGGACAGCAUGAGUAUCUAUCCUUCCGCCACAGGUUUGAUGAUUGGUGUUGAUCUUGCAUACAACCUGUUCUCUGCCUACGGACAAUACUUCCCAGGUCUCAAGACUCUCGUUCAGCAGGCUAUGGCUAAGAUUAUGAAGGCGAACCCGGCCUUGUAUGUCUUACGUGAGCGUAUCCGCAAGGGUCUCCAGUUGUAUGCCUCGGAGAGCAACCAAGAGUUCCUUAACUCUCAGAACUACUCCGAGCUCUUCAGCCCGCAGAUUCAGCUCUUCAUUGAUGACACUAACGUUUACCGUGUCACGAUUCACAAGACCUUUGAGGGUAAUUUGACUACGAAGCCUAUCAACGGUGCAAUUUUCAUCUUUAACCCUCGAACUGGACAAUUGUUCUUGAAGAUCAUCCACACUAGUGUCUGGGCGGGCCAAAAGCGUCUGGGUCAGUUGGCCAAGUGGAAGACAGCCGAAGAAGUUGCAGCCCUCAUCCGAUCCCUUCCUGUGGAGGAGCAACCGAAGCAGCUCAUUGUUACCCGUAAGGGUCUUCUUGACCCUCUCGAGGUCCACCUUCUUGAUUUCCCCAACAUUUCCAUCCGUGCCUCUGAGCUUCAGCUGCCAUUCCAGGCUGCCAUGAAGGUCGAGAAACUAGCCGACAUGAUUCUUCGUGCGACCGAGCCUCAGAUGGUACUCUUCAACUUGUAUGACGAGUGGCUCAAGUCCAUCUCUCCGUACACUGCCUUCUCUCGUCUCAUCCUCAUUCUGCGAGCUCUUCACGUCAACAUCGACAAGGCUAAGAUUAUUCUGCGUCCCGAUAAGACCGUCAUCACUCAAGAGCACCACAUUUGGCCGUCUCUUUCCGAUGAGGACUGGAUCAAGGUCGAAGUGCAAUUGCGCGACUUGAUCCUGAACGACUAUGGCAAGAAGAACAAUGUGAAUGUGCAGAGCUUGACUAGUAGUGAAGUACGUGAUAUUAUCCUGGGUAUGGAGAUUAGCGCACCCUCUCUGCAGCGACAGCAGGCAGCGGAGAUUGAGAAACAGCAAGAAGAGCAAAAGCAGCUCACUGCCGUGACGACCAAGACUCAGAAUGCUCGCGGUGAGGACAUUAUCGUCACCACCACGUCUCAGUACGAACAGCAAUCAUUCGCAUCCAAGACGGAAUGGCGUACUCGUGCAAUCGCAACCUCCAACCUCCGGACAAGAUCCAACAACAUCUAUGUUUCCUCCGAUGACAUUCGGGACGAAGGCUACACAUACAUCAUGCCUAAGAACGUGCUCAAGCGAUUCAUCACCAUCGCCGAUCUCCGAGUACAGGUUACGGGCUACAUCUAUGGUAGCUCCCCACCAGACAACGACCAGGUCAAGGAGGUUCGCACUAUUGUCAUGAUUCCCCAAGUUGGCAACACCCGAGAUGUCCAGCUGCCACACCAAUUACCCCAGCACGACUACCUUCAGCAUCUGGAGCCACUUGGUGUCAUUCACACAGUUUCUGGCAAUGAGCCUCCGUACAUGUCCGCGGCCGAUGUCACACAUCACGCACGUCUUAUGAACGCUCACCCUUCGUGGGAUAAGAAGACCGUGACUAUGACUGUCUCUUUCACUCCUGGAUCCGUCUCCCUUGCUGCCUGGGGUCUCACGCCGUCAGGAUACAAAUGGGGUGCCGAGAACAAGGAUACAACCUCGGAUCAGCCUCAAGGCUUCUCCACCAGCAUGGGUGAGAAGUGUCAGCUGCUUCUCAGUGAUAAGAUCCGCGGCUAUUUCCUUGUUCCCGAGGAUAACGUCUGGAACUAUAGCUUCAUGGGCAGCUCGUUCGGUAGCGUGGAGAAGAGACCUAUCUACGUCAAGAUCGAUACCCCGCUCAAGUUCUACGAUGACCAACACCGUCCGCUCCAUUUCCAGAACUUUGCUGAGUUGGAAGACAUCUGGGUUGAUCGGGCUGACAACUUUGCGUAA